Messenger RNA from Astrephomene gubernaculifera, 5011 nucleotides. The record is from the annotation of a GenBank genome assembly. NCBI's taxonomy places the organism in Eukaryota, Viridiplantae, Chlorophyta, Chlorophyceae, Chlamydomonadales, Astrephomenaceae.
CUUUAAACGCCAGGGAAAAGGGUUAGAGUGUAACAAAUGCUCUACCUCUUGGUUUCUAUUAGUCUCGUAGGCACUCCAGUUGAGUAGGUUACAGCCUGAAAUGUUACAUGUUAAAAAGUUGCGUAAAAGCUAUACCUUUAAAUAGCACUCCAACGGUUUGAUGAUAUAUGCUAUUACAAGUCUGUACCUCCAGGGCUUCUAGGUGUGCAAUACAGGCGUCGGCGCUCUUACAUGUUGCACCGAACUUUCUUUCGGACGCACGAUAUGGCGUAGAAAGUUUGCUUGUAGUUAGGUACUAGCGUGUGCAACCAUGACAUUGAAAGAAACGGAAUUAUUAGCACCUCCCAACGGAGGAGAUGCAGAGACCGAUCGUCAGCCGCGGACGGUUCCCGAGGAAUGGAGGAAAGCGCGCGCUGCGAACGCAGAGGACUGGUUCCAAGGCCGUAAAGAAGAGCUUCACAGGCAAUACCUCGAGGAGAAGCAGGCGGUGAGGGACAGCAAGGCGGCGGCAGCGGCAGCAGCAGCAGACGAGGCGGCUUACAAUGCACGCGUCCAGACCAUGGUCCGAGAGCAGCAGGCCUUCAGUCGCUCGGUGCAGCAGCAGCUGACAGUCCUGCGGCAACAACGGUUGCAGGUCAACCUGGAGUAUCAGGCUCUCCGCCUGCCCCACUACACCCCACCCCGGCCCCUCGCCCUCAUCACCGCCCCCGACGGCGGCCCCUCCUUCCUGGAGCGCCUCUUCAACCGCGCCCUAGCCACCACCCUCAUGACCGCCGUCACCACCACCAGCAGCGGCAGCAGCAACGGCGGCGGCGGCAGCGGCAGCGGAGGAGGUACAGCAGCAGGAGGAGUAGGAGGCGGCGGCGAGGCUGUGUGGUGCGAGCUGGGACAGAGCCGUGUGAGCAUGCAGGAUCCGCAGCUAGCCAGGGCCGAAGCCCUGGAGCGGUGUCGCAUGGCCGUGGUCGUCCUCUCGCCCGCCCUCCAGGCCAGCCCCUGCUGGGCCAUAGAGCGCCGAAUCCUAACCGCCAGACUAACGGCGCCGCCAGGCACCUGGCCCGGCCCGCCGCUAUCUGCCGUACUCGUUGUACGGCUACAUGUGCCGCCGCCGGCUUCCGCCGCCGCCGCCGCGGCGGCCGCCGUUGCCGGCAUGGGUCGAAAGGCGGCUGCGGCUGCGGCCGCAGCCUCUGCAGCGGCACGGGCGCCUAAUCCCAAUCCGGAACCGUCAUUACCGUUGCCGGAUCCGGUUCCCGGGUAUCCCGUACAACGGUAUCCGUUGACCGUACUUGACAUGACGGUGCCACAGCCGCCGGAGCCCUGGGCGGAGGGCACGCCGGCGGGUACGGCACUGGCCCAGGCGGUUCGAGCCGCGGUCGCCGACAUCCUGUCAGCCGCCUCCUCUCCCACCUUCUCCCCCGGCGGCCGCCCUCACGACAGCCCCCUCUCCUCCUCCGGCCUCCGCCUGGUACCCGACCCGCCCCCCGUGCACCUCCAUCCCGCACACAUCCACCAGCAACCCGAGCAGCUCCUGCUAGCCACAUUUGCCUCCUCAGGCAGCGGCAGCGACUCCCCAGCCCUCUCCUCCUCGCUAACCCUGGGCGCCUCCCUGGCAGGAGCGGGCAGCAGCAGCAGCCUCACCACGCAGAUCCUGGCGUCGCCGGCGCAUGCGGCUGUAGCACCCGGGCCUGCUGCUACUGCCGCUCACCUGCUGCCGCCGCCGUACACGCAGCGGGCGGUGGAGGACUGGACGAUGUACGACACGGUGGUGUGGCUGAGCUCCCUGGGUCGCUCGCUGGGUCGCUGGUGCGGCGGCUUCCUGGCGCUGGCAGUGGACGGACCGCUGCUGGAGGUGGCUGACGAUACGGACCUGCAGGCUGCAUGCGGGGUGGCGUCUGACAAGGCGCGAGCGACCAUUGGGGAGGCGCUGGCCAGCACCCUCCGCCGCACCUGCAGGCUGCGCCCCUCCCGCUCGCUGCUGCCCGGAUCCGACGGCCCCGCCACCCCGCUGGCCCCCGAAGCUGCCGUACUGCCGCCGCCGCAGCGGGCGGCGCUGCUGGCAGACAUGUUUGCCUACUACGACCGGGACCACAGCGGCGACCUGGACAUGCUGGAGCUGGGGCGGCUGGUGCGGGCGUGCGGGCUGAGGCUGAGCGAUGAAAGGCUGAAGGACGUGCUGGACGACUACGAUGACGACUCGGACGGGCUGCUCAACGACUACGAGGCGGCUCGACUGCUGGAGGACGUGUGGAGGCUGGUCAUGGCGCAACAGGAUCUGGCGGCGUGGACCCCCUCCGAGUCCGCAGCAGCGCUGAAGGAUGCCGUGGACCUGGAGUGGCCCUUGGAGACCCCCCGCGCCACUCCAGAUGCCGAGAAGGCCGCUUCACGUAAUGCCGCCGCCGCCGUCGCUGCCGUCGCCGCCGCCGUCGCUCGCGGCAGCCUCAAUGGCUCCGACGUCUCAAUCAACAUUGUCGGCAGCGGCAGCGGCGCCGCCGAACGCACCCACCGGCCCAUGGGUCCAGCAUCUCCGCCGGUGUCCGCCGCCGAUCCAACCGGCAGCGGCGACGGCGCCGUUGGCGGCGGCGGCGCCGCCGCCGCUGCCGCCUGCGGCGGCGACGGCAGCAGCGCUGCUCGUUCCUCCUUCAACCGGGUGGGGGCCCCCAGUGUGACUUACAGCGCCUUGUACGGGGCAACGGAAACGGUUGAGGGGGAGGACGAGACGGGCGCGAGGGUACGGUUGGUGGAUAAGACGGCGAGUGCGUCGGCGGUUAGUGUGUUUGGCGGCAGUGGCAGUGGCGGCAGCGGAAGCGUCGCGUCGUACACGUGGGGUCUGCCGCCUCGUCUGUCCCAGUGGUCCAACAAGUCCCGACGGACGAGCGACGCGGGCAGCAUUACCUCCACCACGGCUCCUUGGGCGGGUGCAAUCACGCCUAGGGUUCCCACCGGCAAGCACCACCUGUCCCCGGAGGAGAUGGCGGCGAGGGACGUGGACGUGCAGCGGCUGCUGAGGCGGGAGCGGGGCGAGGCGGAGCUGAGGGAGGCCCUGCGGCGUGUGGCGGAGGGUCUCGACCUGCGUCGCUCGGGGCGAGUGGAGCUGCAGAUGCUGCGAGCCGCCCUAGCCGCCUCAGGUCCCCAGCAGCAGCUAACUCCUCUGCACACGCAAAUCCUAUCAGACCUGGCCGAUGCACAUGCGCAACUGCCAACCGCCACAACCGACGCCGCCGCCAUUGCCGCACAUAACGCCAACCGCAACCGCAUGCUGUCGAGCGGUAGCCUUAACGGCUCCCGGCGGCUGCUCGCGAGCGGACCGUUGGGAGAGGCGUUGCUGGGGCUGGAGGUCCCGCUUCCGUCGUACAUUUCUUCCGGGGUGGCUGCCGUACAAGCCGCCCAGACGACGCUCUUGCAUAUUGUGUACGGAGAGCGGGGACUUUCGGCCAUGCUACGGCAACUCUAUCGGCAGGGCGCCGGCCCCGAUGACCCGCUGGAGCUCCUGACCCGUGGGCCACGAGUGCACCCGGGCGCCUCGCAAGCGGCACUGGAGGCGCUCAUGGAGGUGCAGGGCCUCAAGCCCACCGCCCUGCUCCGCGCCGCGCUGCUGCCCAGCCACCAGCUGUCCGCCCACCGGGACGAGGAAGACGAGGAGGAGGACAGUGAUGUACACAGCGGCGGCGGGUACGGAGGAGGCAGCAGCUCCUUUGCUAUCCGAGGAGGUGGGGCUGGAGGCGGAGGAGGUGGUCUGCCGGCGCCGCCGCUGAUGAUCAGCGGGACGCCACUGAGCCUUCAUUCCGCGCAGCGCUACCCGCAGGCGUGGGCUUCGGGCACUGCGCACAUCCUGCAUGUGUUCCAGCAGCUGGGGUUGCGAAGCGCGGUGUAAAGGGGAGUGGUGCAAGGGAAAGGGGAUUGUGGGGAAGGGAAGGGAAUGUAUUGUAAGGGGGUGGUGAUGAGGACCGGGGGCUGCUGCGGUGGGCGACUGUGCAUUGCAGCGGGCGUCGUUGGGCCUCCGGGGCCUUCCUCAGACAUGGGGUUACUGGAGGGGUUACUCCUGCUGCUGCUGGAUAGCUGGCUGCUGGAUAAUGGACACAAAUGGAUUUAUGGAUUUAGGCCGGAUUUUUCGACUGCGUAUUGUGACUGCGCUGCUUCCCCUAAUGGCACCCUGGGCCGGCUUUAGGUACAAUGGUACGACGCUGCUACUAGUGCUGCCGUGUCUGACAGCAGGUGUCAUCGCGGACGUGUGCUGCCUGCAGCGAUGCAGGCGUGGCACCUUUACGUGCAUGGAUGUGGUUUAGGGUUUGGUUAACGAGGCGUGCAGGGUGGAGGGGUACAUGGAGUCAUCUGACGUGGUGGCAGCAGUGUAGUGACGCCGACACGACAUGAACAUGAGGGCGGCGCAGGGCCUGCGAUUUGCGGCCCACGCAUGUGUGUUCAGGCAACGUGAGUGCGCAUAUGCGUGCGCGCCGCUGAUGCUGUUUCGUAUGGUUGUGUGUGAUGCCAUACCGGCACGACGUGUGAUCAAUGUUGCGGGCUCGGAAGGAGAUACCAGGCGUGCCUAAAACACACAGGCGGAGGACGGCCUAACGCAGAGACUCCGGUACACGCAGGCGAAUGCAGGCAUGCGUGUUUGCGGCGGCGGACAUGCAUGCCGCUCUCUGGGAUCACCUGCAGCAGCACAGGUGCUUCUAUCGUCCACGUGGUUACAAUGCUCUACCAGGCUGCUGCAAAACCGAAUGAGCCCUAGCAGCAUGGUUCAUCGUACGAUGAAGGGCCCUAUCGUCUUGGCGUGUUCCCCUUCCCCAUGCAGGCCCAAUACGGACCUGUUGCACCGGAAGAGGUUGAUUACCUCGCCCCACCGCCAUCGCCAUGAUACCACCACCAUGUUUCUCCAGGAUAACACACCGCAAACGCUGAGCCUUAGUUACUGCAGGCUUGAGGGUGGCCCCACCGCCACGCCCGCAGCCAACACGCAGUCUGUCGAUUGUGACCGUACGUAGAACACCAAAUGCAACUUCACAAUUACCUC